AAUUUUAGUUACUGCUGGAAAAAGUAUCGCAGAGCACUUUGAAUUUAACAAUUUCGUUUGCCAAGUGAAUUAAAUCAUCGAAAUUAAAAGAAAAAAAUGUCGUGGUUAGUUCGAUCUCAGUGUCAAUUAUUCCGGCAAUUCAGUGGCAGUUUACGAACACAAUUUCUUUAUCCAAAAUGUAAAUAUUCACAGCAAAGCAUUGCCGAGCCGACGAUUAGCCGAAAGAAAAAGUACAUAUACACAGCCUUUUUGGGUGCCAGUGUAAUUGCGUUCAGUUAUUAUGUGCACAAAGAGAGAGAAUAUGCUCUGAUGAAAGAGCGACAGAAAGCGCUUAAAAAAGCCGGCAUUGGCGGAAAAUGGGAAUUGAUUGAUCCGAAUGGAAAUGCGGUGUCAUCUGAUAAUUUCAAGGGAAAAUGGUGCAUGAUUUAUUUUGGCUUCACACAUUGUCCAGACAUUUGCCCCGACGAAAUGGAAAAAAUGACAAACGUUGUGAAAGGAUUAGAAAAGGAAAAUAUCGAAUUACAACCGAUUUUCAUCACAAUCGAUCCAGACCGAGAUACGAAAGAAGUGGUUGGAAAAUAUGUAAAAGAAUUUUCGGACAAAAUUAUCGGUCUUACGGGGGCGAUGGACGAAAUAAAAAAAGUUUGUCACGCAUAUCAUGUUUAUUUCAAAGCUGGACCCAAAGAUAAAUCCGAUGAUUAUAUUGUGGAUCAUACGAUAAUUUUGUAUUUAGUGGAUCCAAAUGGAGAGUUCAUUGAUUACUAUGGUUUAGGCAAGACAUCAGACGAAAUAAUCCCGUCUGUUAAAGUGAACAUGGAUAAAUGGAAAAAAAUGCACGAAAGCUCCAACCUGCUCACGCGACUUUUAUCAUAAGAAUUCUUUUUUUUUACACUCAAUUUACUAUUAUUCAACUAAUAGAAAAUAAAGGGUGAAAAAAAUGAGUUUAAAGGAAUAUAAAAAAAUGAACUGUUUACAAUUUU
Molecule: messenger RNA, 980 nt
Organism: Contarinia nasturtii (swede midge)
Lineage: Eukaryota; Metazoa; Arthropoda; Insecta; Diptera; Cecidomyiidae
Product: protein SCO1 homolog, mitochondrial-like
Exons: 5
Coding region: 97-873 (258 amino acids)
Biological process (GO): mitochondrial respiratory chain complex IV assembly; intracellular copper ion homeostasis
Cellular component (GO): mitochondrial inner membrane
Molecular function (GO): copper chaperone activity; copper ion binding
Source: RefSeq, a predicted model, not a curated record